Messenger RNA from Echinops telfairi (small Madagascar hedgehog), 1092 nucleotides. It is a transcript of the gene ZNF697, whose product is annotated as zinc finger protein 697. Bases 1 to 1092 code for a protein of 363 amino acids. The record is from RefSeq and is a predicted model, not a curated record. The transcript has 3 exons. Lineage: Eukaryota; Metazoa; Chordata; Mammalia; Afrosoricida; Tenrecidae. Gene Ontology annotation, biological process: regulation of transcription by RNA polymerase II. Gene Ontology annotation, molecular function: RNA polymerase II cis-regulatory region sequence-specific DNA binding; DNA-binding transcription factor activity.
AUGUGCCUGCACUUUCAGGAGGCCUCCAUGCUGAGGACCCCAGGCGCCCAGAACCGUAACCCCACUGCCACCACUUUUUCUGUUGCAGGGGGGCUGCUGAGUGCAGAAGGGGUUGCUCUGCGAGGGGGAGAGGAUGAUCAACUAAGUGUCGCGGAGUUGGCCACCUUCCCAGGACUGUCUGAGUCGGACAGCAUGCCCCGCAGCCCCCGGGAAGAGGAGGAGGAGGAGGAAGGGGAGGAAGAGGAGGAGAGUGCUGGAGAGAACCGGCUGGAUGGGGACGAGGAGCAGCCGCCCCCUCCAGUGCUUCCCUGGAGGCGACACCUCUCCAUGGGGAGUCGGCACCCCGAAGACAAGCCAGCCCACCGCCGCUUCCGCCGGCUCCACCACCCCAUGGCCGUGGACCUCGGGGAGCUCGACAGCCUGGUGGCCAGCAUCAUGGACGCGCCCACCAUCUGCCCGGACUGCGGGGAGAGCUUCAGCCCGGGCACCGCCUUCCUGCAGCACCAGCGCAUCCACCGCCUGGCCGCGGCCGCCGCGGGCCUCCAGCCCUUUGACUUCGCCGGCGAGUGCGGCGCGGUGGUGGGCGUGGCGGGGGGCUGCGGGGCGGGGCCCGCGCUGGCCCGGCCCCCCAGCGAGAAGCCCUUCCGCUGCGGCGAGUGCGGCAAGGGCUUCAGCCGCAACACGUACCUCACCAACCACCUGCGCCUGCACACGGGCGAGCGGCCCAACCUGUGCGCCGACUGCGGCAAGAGCUUCAGCUGGCGCGCCGACCUGCUCAAGCACCGGCGCCUGCACACGGGCGAGAAGCCCUACCCGUGCCCCGAGUGCGGCGAGGCCUUCAGCCUCAGCUCGCACCUGCUGAGCCACCGGCGCGCGCACGCGGCCGCCGGCCAGGCCGGCCCGGCGGCGCUGCGCCCCUUCGCCUGCGGGGAGUGCGGCAAGGGCUUCGUGCGCCGCUCGCACCUGAGCUCGCACCUGAUCCGCCACCGCCGCAUCCACACCGGCAACAAGCCGCACAAGUGUGCUGGCUGCGGCAAGGGCUUCCGCUACAAAACGCACCUGGCGCAGCACCAGAAGCUGCACCUGUGCUAG